AUGGUGUACGCAAAGCAAAAGACCCACUUGAACGAUCAGACCCUCUAUUACACCAUGAAAACACCACCGGGCUUGGGCCCGCCCACCGCUUCGCAGGGGCUCGGCCACUCUCGCUCAAACUCCCAGUCAUACUUCUCCAUCAAACAGACGACAUCCCCCGUGGCUUCUCCGCGAGCGCCUUACUCUGUGGGACAGGCGCAUGCGGCCAGAGCCUCUCCAGGAGCAACCCGAGGUGUCGCAAAGGAGGGGAGAUCACCGAGCCCCAACUAUUUCGGCCUCGCUAUCGACCCCACGGCCGAUCCACGGGAUUCGUCCCAACUGCCCCGCGAGAACUGGAGUUCACCCUCUUCUUCGGUCAAGUCAUUCGCCGCGGCAAUACCUAAGCAACUGCCCUUGGAUGCUAACCCCGAGUUCGAAGCCUUCCGUAGGCAAGUUGAUGCCAACCGCGGGAGGUCAACAUUUAGUCUAUCAUCCUCACACUUCAAUGUUACGACGACUGGAGUCCCACAGCCGAUUCCAUUGGCGUCAACGCCAUCUGCGCUGCAGCGACUGCGCCUUCCAAAACGGCAAGUCCAAGCACCCGAUGGGCCGGAUGUGGCAUUACCGCGACCGUCGCGUCUCGGUGCCACGCCGUACGCAUCUGAGGAUGUUCCUGUCAGCAAGCCUGAUGGUGAUACCGAGAGUGUGCAAGAAGACUCUGCCUACGUCUCUGCCGAUUCCAAGCGCAGCUCGGCUGUGUCGUUCAACCCGCCGUUUCCCAUGGCCAUGGGCAGACAGGAGACGCCACAGUCACCGUUCCCUGGCGCCGAACAUGAGGGAAUCAAGCUUUCCAUGUUCCGACCGGAUGUUGCUGGUAAACUACCAGUGCAAUUGCAGGGUCUAAGCAAAGCAAGACCCUCACCGCCCAGUUCGAGCAAACAAAGCGGGGGCAUCGCGAGUUCUGACACUUCGGAAGCCGAAGGUCCCGCCAUGAUGUCUCCGGCUGGAUUGAAAGAUCUGCUGGAUAAGGACCAAGACGAGAGCAUCUUGCUGCUGGAUCUCAGAGUCUCACCACAGUUUUCGCAGUCGAGGAUACGGGGCGCGCUGAAUUUGUGCAUCCCGACGACGCUGCUGAAGCGGGCGACCUUCAAUCUGCAGAAGCUUCAGCAAACAUUCCAGGCCGACCAGGAUCAGGAAAAGUUUGGAAAUUGGCGCAACACAAAGCAUCUCAUCGCCUACGAUGCCUCGUCGUCCGAGAAGCGCGACGCUCUUUCGGCGAUCAAUAUGAUCAAGAAAUUCACCAACGAAGGGUACUCCGGUUCGACAAGCAUACUUCGCGGUGGCUUCAACGCGUUUGCUGCAGCAUACCCAAGUCUCAUUGACCGUUCAUCUGGUUCCCCGUCGCCGGGUUUGUCACUUGGGGCGGGCUCAAGCUCCGUAUCCAGCAGCGUUCGGCCUAAUGUACCCCCGGUGAUUGGCGGCGUCCUUUUGCCCACUGCGAGCCACAAUCUGAACCCUUUCUUUGCCAACAUUCGCCAGAAUCAGGAUCUGGUUGACGGCGUUGGGCAGAUGGAGAUUGGCAUGCCCUCCGGCCUCGCUCAGGAUAGCUUGCCCCGCUGGCUUCGGGAAGCGGCUGAGACCGCUGACCGAGGCAAACGAGUAUCAGACAAGUUUUUGCGCAUCGAGCUCAUGGAGCAGUCGCGCAUGCGAGAAGCCUAUUCGGCCUUUAAUUCCGCCCGCGAUGUCUCCAGAACCCCACAGGGCGAAGUUAGGGUGCAGCUGUCGGGCAUCGAAAAGGGCGGCAAAAAUAGGUACAAGGAUAUUCUCCCUUUCGAGCAUGCGCGAGUUAGGCUCCUUGGACGCCCCGAGGGUGCCUGUGACUAUGUGAACGCGAGUCACAUACGGGCCAAGCGGAGCCACAAGCGGUACAUCGCCAGCCAAGGGCCCUUGCCGGCUACCUUUGAGGAUUUCUGGUCUGUGGUUUGGGAUCACGACGUCCGCGUUAUCGUCAUGCUGACGGCUGAGUCGGAGGGUGGGCAGUUAAAGUGCCACCCGUACUGGAGGGGCCAAGAUUUUGGACCAAUUAGGCUCCGGGUGCUGUCUGAAAAGAAGGUUUCGCUGGAUAUCAACAAGCGCCGAUCUCCCUCAAACACGAGUUCCACGGGCUCCGGGGGAAACGAUAUGUCGUCCGCGGGUUCGGCACAAAGUCCGUCGGCUGACCCCUCCUCAUUGGAAGGAACUCGCCGGAGGGCAAACACCACAACGACACUCGAUUCGGACACCCAGGGCGUCUCGCAGUUCAGUUUCAACCCACAGUCAACCGAACCGCCGCAUGUUGUCAUCCGCAAGUUCGCACUCAGUCACGCAGCGCACCCGUUUUCCCCGAUACGCGAAAUCACUCAGCUCCAUUACCCGUCAUGGCCAGAUUUUGGCGCGCCCGCCAAACCUAGCCAUCUUCUUGCUCUGGUGGAGCUCGCGAACGUUAUGCAACGCGCCGCGCUGCCAAUUGAUGUACCGGGAACGCUUGCGUCGACGUCGGCCGCCGCCCAACAGAACGGUGAUGCCGCUACCGACGGGAUGGCUGCCCCUCGAGGCCGCCGUCCCCCGGAGAGACCCUCAAGUUGGUUCGAUCAUCCCGAGUCCAACGAGCACGCCAGGCCGAUGCUGGUUCACUGUUCAGCCGGAUGUGGUCGCACGGGCGCGUUUUGCACCGUCGACAGCGUGAUCGACAUGCUCAAGCGCCAGCGGCAACACGUGCUGAACAAGUCCGGCAGCAGCACCAGCGCCAGCACCAGCAGCCGGGUGCCGUGGAGUGUUCGGGACAGAGGCGGAUUGGCUGGUGGAGCCCGGCAGUCGUCGUUUCCGAAUCAGGAUCCAGACGGGGACAUUGCAAUGGAGGACGGGGUGAACGAGGAGGCUGCGGGCCACAACGACGUGGAGGGUAUAGACAUGAGCUGGUUGGACGACGACGGCCUGGAUCUGAUUGCGCAGACGGUGGAGGAUUUCCGCGGGCAGAGACUGAGCAUGGUCCAGAGCCUGCGGCAGUUUGUCCUCUGCUACGAGACGGUUCUCGAGUGGAUCUGGCGCCUCCAGGAAUCGGACGGGCCCAGUGGUGGAGGGCUUGACCCCAGAGGGAGGGGUAGGAGCGGGAGUAUGGCCUUGUGA
Messenger RNA from Canariomyces notabilis, 3144 nucleotides. RefSeq lists its product as uncharacterized. NCBI's taxonomy places the organism in Eukaryota, Fungi, Ascomycota, Sordariomycetes, Sordariales, Chaetomiaceae. The transcript is spliced from 2 exons. Gene Ontology annotation, molecular function: protein tyrosine phosphatase activity. The record is from RefSeq and is a predicted model, not a curated record. Gene Ontology annotation, biological process: protein dephosphorylation. Bases 1 to 3144 code for a protein of 1047 amino acids.